Molecule: messenger RNA, 1403 nt
Organism: Mucor mucedo
Lineage: Eukaryota; Fungi; Mucoromycota; Mucoromycetes; Mucorales; Mucoraceae
Exons: 7
Coding region: 30-1244 (404 amino acids)
Source: RefSeq, a predicted model, not a curated record
AAAAAAAAAAGCCUUUUACACCUUCAAAUAUGUCACCACAAUUAACUAGACCCAGACCAAGGUCUAUGGCUACCUGGCUUUUAAAAGAACAUCUGGACGAAGGCCUGAUUUCUUUGGAUGCCGAUUAUCAACGUGAUGUCAAGUGGGAUGAAGACAAGAUGUGUGCAUUGAUCGACUCUAUUUUCGAGAAUUUUUACGUGCCACCCCUUCUUUUUGCCGUUAGAAAAGUCAAUAACCGUAACACACGUAUGGUGAUUGACGGAAAGCAACGUCUAACAGCAAUUAACAAAUUUAUGACCAAUCAGUUUCCAUACAUCGAUCCUGAAUCAGGCGAGUGUAAAUACUAUUCUAAACUGCAAGAAGAUGAAAAGGACGAAAAGACGUACUUGUCAAAUGAUGAGAUUGAAGUAUUUCACCAGUUCCAGUUUGUGUGUGUGGAAUACAAUGGAAUAACGGUUGAUCAAGAGUACGAGGUCUUUUCACGCGUGCAGUUGGGAGUAGCUAUUACACCUGCAGAAAAGUUGAAGGCACAUAAUACACCUAUUGCACGAGAAUGUCGAGAGUUAUCAAGCAGGUUUAUUGAAUUGAAGGGACUUAUAGCACGCAAGCCUACAGAUGCUGUUUUAUUUCAAUUGAUUUUACACAUGUUUCUGACACUCAAGAAUGGGACUGAACAGUUUCAGGGACAAAUCGGUUUUCUUCAUCAACUUGUGACAUCCCAAUAUGAAGUACCUAGUCGUCAUAAAGAGACAGUGAUCCGUACAUUACAGACGAUACGGGAAAUUACGACAAAUAAGAAUUUGAAGGAUUAUCUUGUCAAGAGGAAUAAUCGUUCCUGCCUUGUCAAGACAUUGGAGGUGCUACUUUUCAUGUUGUUCCGUGAUAAAGUCGGUAGGCCACGUUCAGUUCAAGCCUAUGCCAAUGAUUUCUAUGAACUGAGAGUAUUUUUAUAUGCAUACAAAAUGGGUGGUAAGAUUUUUAUGAGCAAAGAAAUAUUUAUGGCUGGAGUACAAUUUGUGGAGGAAAGGAUUGAAAGGUUGGAUCUCGCUCCCGCAAGGGUCAUUGCACAAGACGUGGAUGAUGACGAUGACGACGAUGAUGAUGAACUUAAACAAGAGGAAUACAUCUUGCAGGAAGAAGAGGAAGAGGAAGUCGUUAUUGCUCCCAUCAAAAGAAGACGCAAUGGUGUACGCCACACUGCCCGAAGAGGAGGCAAAUUCUCUGGAGGCUUACCUCGCUCAUAAGCUAUUUUUAUUGGAAAAGAUGGGUGGUGUUUACUAUUAUAAUUAUCAGUGUUAUUGUUAUGCUUCUCCCUCUCUCUUAUUAUCUUUCUUUUUUUUUUCAUUAAAUAAAAAAGAUUUCUUUAUGCUUGGUAGUAGUUGUCAUAACUAUGUAGCAGUCAA